Puma concolor (puma) is the source of this 957-nucleotide messenger RNA. RefSeq names its product ankyrin repeat and SOCS box containing 7 (gene ASB7). Gene Ontology annotation, biological process: intracellular signal transduction. Gene Ontology annotation, molecular function: protein binding. NCBI's taxonomy places the organism in Eukaryota, Metazoa, Chordata, Mammalia, Carnivora, Felidae. The record is from RefSeq and is a predicted model, not a curated record.
AUGUUACACCACCAUUGUCGAAGGAACCCUGAACUCCAGGAAGAAUUGCAGAUUCAGGCUGCAGUGGCUGCCGGGGAUGUUCACACAGUACGAAAGAUGUUAGAACAAGGCUAUUCUCCAAAUGGCCGGGAUGCUAAUGGCUGGACCCUUCUUCAUUUCUCUGCAGCAAGAGGGAAGGAAAGAUGUGUUCGAGUAUUUCUAGAACAUGGAGCUGAUCCUACAGUUAAGGACUUGAUCGGAGGCUUCACUGCUCUUCAUUAUGCAGCUAUGCAUGGCCGGGCCCGGAUCGCACGCCUGAUGUUAGAGUCUGAAUACAGGAGUGACAUUAUUAAUGCCAAAAGUAAUGACGGCUGGACUCCCCUCCAUGUGGCUGCUCACUAUGGGAGGGACUCUUUUGUCCGACUUCUACUGGAGUUCAAGGCGGAGGUCGACCCGCUCAGUGAUAAAGGCACAACACCACUUCAGCUCGCUAUCAUCCGAGAGAGGUCAAGCUGCGUGAAGAUCCUCCUGGACCACAAUGCCAACAUUGACAUCCAGAACGGUUUCCUGCUGCGAUACGCUGUGAUCAAAAGCAAUCACUCUUAUUGCCGAAUGUUCCUUCAGAGAGGAGCAGACACAAACUUGGGUCGCUUAGAAGAUGGACAGACUCCUUUACAUUUGUCUGCCCUUAGGGAUGAUGUGCUUUGUGCACGGAUGUUAUAUAAUUAUGGAGCGGACACAAACACAAGGAACUAUGAAGGACAGACCCCAUUGGCUGUUUCAAUAAGUAUUUCUGGAAGUAGUCGACCAUGUUUGGAUUUCUUACAAGAAGUCACAAGACAGCCCAGAAACUUACAGGACCUGUGCCGAAUUAAAAUUCGACAAUGUAUAGGCCUUCAAAACCUAAAGCUACUUGACGAACUACCAAUUGCCAAGGUCAUGAAAGACUACUUAAAACACAAAUUUGAUGAUAUCUGA